AUGGAUACUACGCAAGCAGAUGAUUCCCUCACUAAGGAAUUGACCAAGCCGGAAGAGUGGCCGCUCCCUUCCACUGAGAAUCGUGCCCAGCAUGAAGCUCUCGAGGUUUGCUACUUGCAAUCGCGGGCGUCUACACCGCACCUUGACACGGCAGAGAUUGCUCGAGUUCUCACGCCCGGCCCUGUGCAUCCUGUAAUCUCCAUUCGUUCAAGGCGAGGCCCGCCUUCAGUUGCGCAUUCUCUAGCCUCUCCGUCAAUCUCUGAGUCGGGCGAAGGAGAAGAUCCUAGCUCGAUGGCGAGAUAUCUCGCUCGACGGGCAACCCUUCUCGGCUGGUUUGACGGAAGCGAAGUUGACAAUGGCCUCCGAAAUUGGCCGUCGACCUGCGUCGCUGUUCGCCUUUCGGACGACGACUAUUCUUUCUUUCCAUAUAAUGUCAAUCCUGCGUUGGGCGACGCCAUCAUCCGGCUUGGUGAGACAGCUGCAGUCGCCAUGUCGUCUCGAUUCACAUCUGCUCUGAUCGCUUCCAUUAUGCCUGGUCAAAAGAGCCUCAUUAUUGAGAGCACCAGCGCUCGUAUCCCUAUUGUCUACUGUUUGAACGAUGUCAAUUCUGAGAUGGUUCAUUUUGCACGAGCCUGUAUUGUAGUUCAAGAGAAGGUUAUCCUGGUCUGGUCUCAUGAUGCCGGCGCAAUUCUCAACGUGGCCUUUGAUGUUGAGAGACAGCUCGGCAAGAAGGGCCCUCGUAUCUCAAAUGCCACCACACCCCGCAUUUCCGGAUGCUCUUCUCCUUUUGACUUGGACACCGAUGCGCAGGUCUCCACCACGGCCAACAGCACCACUACUCCCAUUCGGGGAGCACUCGAUGAGAAACACGAGGUCUACAGCAAGGCCGUCGCCUUGGAAGAGGGCGGUGACGAGGAUGAGACUGCUGUUGAUUUGGAGGGUAACUUGGCUCCCAGACCAGCCAACCGAGUCCAUGCAUUCAAGAUCAGCUUUGCUAUCAUGCUGGUGAUUCUGACGCAGUCGCUUGGAGUGUCUCGGUUAAUUAAUGAAUACGCAUGGGACGGGGACUUCACUCGCUUUGCAUUGGUUGUGACCAUUCCACCGCUUGCCCUGUUCUCUUUGUUCUUCUUCAUUGUCCUUGUUACCAGCGCCUUCCAGCUUUUCCUCCCAGCCACUUUCUGCUUGAAGAACUCGAAGUUCCACUCAGCCAUCAAACCAAACCCAAAGUUCCACCGUGACUAUGAACUGCCCCAUAUCACCAUCCAAAUGCCCGUGUACAAGGAGGGUCUCAAGGGUGUCAUUGUCCCGACCAUGAUUAGUGUCCUCGCUGCGGUUCAGUACUACGAGGAGCGGGGGGGAACUGCAUCUGUCUUCAUCAACGAUGAUGGUAUGCAGUGUAUCCAGCCCGAGCUCGCUGAAGCCCGCAGGAAAUACUACCGUGAAAACGGAAUCGGCUACACAGCCCGUCUCCCCAAUAAGAAGGCAUCUCAGAAGAAGUCUUCAGGCUUCAACUGGCUCCGGAAGUCCAAAUCAGUCGAAGAAGAUACCGAAUCCGAGAAGGAAGAAACCCCUACCACUCCCCAGGCUAUAGUGAACAAGAUUGGCUUCGAGCGCAAGGGAAAGUUCAAGAAGGCCAGUAACAUGAACUACGGUCUCGCUUUCUCGAAUCGGGUUGAAGAUGAAAUGGUUCGCUUGGCUGGGUUGGAGUGCCAACAACGCGGGUGUGCCAACGAUGACUUGACUAUCGAGGAUGAUGAUCGGAUUUACCGGCAGGGUCUCGCUAACAUGCUCGCUGAAGACGAGGGUCGCACUUGGGCUGAAGGAAACAUUCGUAUCGGUGAACACAUCCUUAUUAUCGACUGUGAUACUCGAGUCCCCGUUGACUGCCUCCUCUACGGCGCAUUGGAAAUGCACGAGAGCCCCGAGGUCGCAAUUAUUCAACACGGCUCCGGUGUCAUGCAAGUGGUUCACAACAUGUUUGAGAAUGGUAUCGCUUAUUUCACCGAUGUGGUCUACACAGCUAUUAAGUACGGUGUCGGCUGUGGCGAUGUGUCUCCUUUUGUCGGCCACAACGCCUUUCUCCGAUGGAAGGCUAUCCAGAGCAUUCAAUUUGUGGAUCCUUCGGAUGGCCAGACGAAGUGGUGGUCUGAUGCGCACGUCUCCGAGGACUUUGAUAUUAGUCUUCGAUUGCAGAUGCAUGGCAUGACUGUUCGUCUGGCUACAUACCACAAUCGCGACUUCAAGGAGGGCGUGUCGCUCACCUUGUACGAUGAGUUGACGCGUUGGGAGAAGUAUGCCUACGGCUGUAACGAGCUCGUAUUUCAUCCCUUCUAUAAAUGGCCUUACAAGGGCCCAGUGACGAGACUCUUCCUUCGUUUCUUAUGGAGUAACAUGCCUGUCACUAGUAAGGUAACCAUCAUUGCGUACAUAUUUACCUACUAUGCAAUCGCCUCCGGUAUGCUUUUGGCUACAGUCAACUACGUCAUUGUCGGUCUCUUCAACUCUUCAAUCGAUCACAUUUACCUGCGAUCUUGGGGUAUUUGGAUUUCCUUGGUUGUUGUCUUCAACGGUGUUGCCUCGGUCGCAUUCAGCAUGGCCCGUCACCAGCUGAGGGAGAUGGUUUUCUGGAAAUCGCUUCUCAAUUCCGUUAUGUGGCUCCCAUUCUUGAUCAUCUUCUUCGGCGGCAUUAGUCUCAACUGUGCAAAGGCUAUUUUGUGCCACGCGUUUAGCAUCAACAUCGAGUGGUCUUCGACCGCCAAAGAGCCCGGUCCAUCUGGUUUCUUCAUUGGUCUUGACAAAAUGGUAAAGAAGUUCAAGUAUACUUGGGCUAUUUGCUUGUUCCUUGCAGUCGUGAUGAUUUAUAUGGCUCUCGGCACUCCCUGGGGCUGGCGAAUUAAGCCUGGUGAAUACUCAACCGCUAGCAUUGCGAUAGGUCCGCUCGCUAUCCAGAUUUGCAAUGCGGCCAUUCUCCCGCUGGUCUUGGGCUUGAACUGA
This is a messenger RNA of Penicillium cinerascens, 2994 nucleotides long. RefSeq lists its product as uncharacterized. Lineage: Eukaryota; Fungi; Ascomycota; Eurotiomycetes; Eurotiales; Aspergillaceae. The record is from RefSeq and is a predicted model, not a curated record. Bases 1 to 2994 code for a protein of 997 amino acids. The transcript has 14 exons.